Tribolium madens (black flour beetle) is the source of this 675-nucleotide messenger RNA. RefSeq lists its product as uncharacterized. The transcript is spliced from 4 exons. Lineage: Eukaryota; Metazoa; Arthropoda; Insecta; Coleoptera; Tenebrionidae. Bases 83 to 631 code for a protein of 182 amino acids. The record is from RefSeq and is a predicted model, not a curated record.
AGAGUUUUACGAAACAGUUACCAAAAAAUUACUUUUGUUUAAUGAUGUUGAAAUUAUCGUGGACUUUACUUUAUUUCUUAAAAUGACCACACAAAACCCAAAUUUUAAUUACUCAUUUUGUUGUAAGUCCAGUGAAGAAGAGAAAUCAACUAAGGGUGUUUGUAGUUUCCAUGCAUUUAUGGUUUUAUUGGAAAAAAACUUCCAACAAAUAGAAGACCAAAAAAUGCUUUCACUUGUGYUUUCCAAUGUCUUAGGUUUCAUUUACAAUAUUUUUAAAGAAAACAACUCGUUGUUACACCAGGAGACAAACAUCUGUCGGUGUUUAUCCCAAUUAUACAAAUUAAGUAUUGCUAUCAUUUAUCGAAGUUUGAAAAAUUGUCGUGAAAACCUUACCGGAACGAAGCUAAUUCGUAAAAAAGGCAUGAAGAUAUUAAGUUUGCUAAGUUUCAACUCGUACGAAUUGACGCAAAAAUACGUUAAAGAGUUUGSUCAAUUCAAGGAAAUUUUGGCUAUAUUAAGUGAAACAUGUGACGAAGAGGAAUUGGCGAAUCUUAAAUAUUUGGAAAAAUUGAGUUUAGCUGAGGACUUGCCAGAAGUGAAGCCUGAAAAAUUUCUACAAGUUGAUUUAUAAACUAAGUCUUAAAAUGCGUAUAAUAAAAUUAAAUUAUUUUCAUA